This is a messenger RNA of Ramularia collo-cygni, 1440 nucleotides long. RefSeq names its product related to WD40 repeat protein. The transcript has a single exon. Gene Ontology annotation, molecular function: protein binding. NCBI's taxonomy places the organism in Eukaryota, Fungi, Ascomycota, Dothideomycetes, Mycosphaerellales, Mycosphaerellaceae. Bases 1 to 1440 code for a protein of 479 amino acids. Gene Ontology annotation, cellular component: Set1C/COMPASS complex. The record is from RefSeq and is a predicted model, not a curated record.
AUGAAUCUGCCACUGGGAGACCCAGUGCUACUAGCGCAGGACAUUCCCGAGACGCUGACGGCGCGACUCCGCUCUGGUGGACAGGCAGUAUGCAUGCGCUUCUCGCACCGCGGUGAUUUACUCGCGUCCGGAACUGCCAAGGGCACAAUCGCCAUCUUCGACCUCGAGACGAAUGGCGUGGCGCGUAAGCUCAAGGGCCACACGGCGGGGCGUACGGUGCAGUCGCUAUCAUGGGAGAAGAGCGGGCGCUACCUGCUGAGCAGCAGCGUCGAUUGGAAGGUCAUUCUGUGGGACUUGCAAGACGGGAGUCGCGUGCGCACCGUCAACCUGGSCGCACCGGUCUACAUCGCCGAGCUGCAUCCAUCCAACUAUCUCAUGUGCGUGGCUGCACUGUACGAAUACCGGCCAGUUCUCGCAGACUUCACUGACCGCCUCAAUGUGCGCCAAAUGGCCCUGCCCAACCUGCCUCGCCGCGCUCCGCACGAAGAAGGUGGUGAGAAGGCGGACGCUAAGCACUUCACUACCGUCGCCGCUUUCACACCCACGGGCUCCCACAUCAUCACCGGUACUACAAAGGGCUGGCUGAACGUAAUCAGCACGGCCACGCAAGAGACCGUCUAUAGCACGCGGCUGUGCAGCAAGCCGAUUCUGCUCAUUCGCCUGAGCAGCUCGGGACGUGAUCUGCUGGUCAACGCUUCGGAUACCAUAAUACGGACCAUCAAGCUACCAGACCUCUCCUCGCCGACCUUAGAGCCGGACAGCAUUCGGUUGGAUGUGGAGCAUAAGUUCCAAGAUGUGGUAAAUCGACUCUCAUGGAACCACGUGGCCUUUAGCAGCAAUGCUGACUAUGUCAUGGCAUCCACUUUGAUGAACCACGACAUCUACAUCUGGGAACGCGGCCACGGGUCGCUGGUGAAAAUUCUCGAAGGGCCAAGGGAAGAGCUGGGCGCAGUGGAGUGGCACCCAACCCGUCCGUUUGUGGCCGCGACUGGAGUGGAAAGUGGUAGGAUAUAUCUCUGGUCCAUCAACACCCCUCAACGCUGGAGUGCGCUCGCUCCAGACUUCGCGGAGGUGGAGGAGAAUGUGGAAUACAUCGAGAAGGAAGACGAAUUCGACAUCCAKGACAUCACUGAGCUUCAGAAGCGUCGUUUGGAUCAGGAAGAUGAGGAAAUCGAUGUCUUGACAGUGGACGCAGAGCAGCUCGAGCGCGAGGGCAGAGACGCCAAGGGUGGCGCGGUCAAGGCAAAGGAUGAGUUUCGUAUGCCGGUGCUCCUCGACAUGGGGGAGAGCGAUAGCGAGGAUGAAAUGGUUGCGAUUGGCACCGGACAGUUCAGAAGGAAGAGCACAGCUCAGGCCGAUGAAAUAGAUUUCGUGGACGGAGACGAUGAUGAAGUUGAGAUGAAUGGCAAUACUGGAUCAAAGCGGCGUAGGGAGAAUUGA